Didymodactylos carnosus is the source of this 507-nucleotide messenger RNA. NCBI's taxonomy places the organism in Eukaryota, Metazoa, Rotifera, Eurotatoria, Philodinida, Philodinidae. The record is from the annotation of a GenBank genome assembly.
AUGUCCGCGACACUGAUAGCAGCAUAUCUGAACCCAGAAACGAAUAUUGGUGUGACAGCCCACGAAAUAUCUGUAGCCGAAGAACUGAUAAUUAACGAAGUAACGUCAAUGGCAUCGUCAACUCUUUUUUCAUCCUCUAAUGAACACAAAGCAACAAUUAGUCACAGCUCCAAAUUCGGAUCAUAUUUGAAAAAAUGUGGCAUGUUAUUAACACCAACAAGAAAAGCAGCACUACGUUUACUUUUAACAAGUACGACUAUUAAACAAGAAAUUUCUCUGCACAUAAUAAUAUCUAAAAUGAGUUAUGAUUUAUCGUUAUUUGGGUUAGAAUAUAGUCGCGAGCUACCAUUAUUAUCAACAUUGGUUAAGAAGUAUGUAGCAAUACCAGUUACAAGUGUAGCUAGCGAAAGUACAUUUUCACAAGCUAAUAAUUUUACAACGGAAAAUCGACUAUCACUAACUUCAGCAACAACGAGAAUGUCUAUGUUUUUGAAAGACAAAGUAUGA